UCUCACAAGUCCCAUUCCACUUCAACUUUCUCCAACAUUAUUAUCCCUCUCUGCCCCUUUUCCUCCUCUUUCCCUUACCCUUUUUUCCCUUCUUUCAUUUUCCCCUUUAUAUUUCUUGAUAACUUAUCUCCAAACCACCCCACAUGGCACACAACAACACUCACAGGCGCAUUUUAGCAUCUCAAGACCAUAAUCCUAAAACUUCCAUUUCCAUGGAUCCCACUCUCAAAAAGCAACCAAAGCCCACCCCCUUUACCUCCAAAAGUGCACUACAACUAAGUUGCUUGGACUCUUCACUUUCGACGAAUAAACAUAGUACUACUUUUGAAGAAUCCGAUGCACACGUGUUAAGAUUCUUGAAGAGUCCGAACAACAUAGCUACAGACAACAACAACAACAACACCUCCAAUCAUAAAAUCCUUAAAUCUAACUCAAAAGACUCUUCUGGGCAUUCAUCAAAUUCACUUAACAACCACUUAAAGCCCAAAUCUUGGACUAGUUCAUCAGUUCUUGAUUCAUCAUGUACACCUUUAACCAAGUCAAAAAGCCAACAUGGGAACUCUACUAUGGUCAAGGUGAAAAAAGUGCCCCAUAGUAAGGGUAAUAAAGAGUUCAACAAAGAGGUGGAUGUUAAAAGGGGGUGUGUAAAUUUGUCUAAGAGUCAAGAAAUUGAAAGGUUCAAGGAGUUUGAUGAGAUAAAAAAGCAAUCUUUAUUAGCACUACCAUUGAAGAAUGUUGGAAGGAGGAAAUCAUUUUGCAGUUCAAAGAUUGAGUUGGGUGAUUUCUUUAGUUGUAGUGGUGUGAAAGUUGUGUCUGUAGAUAUGCCACCAUUUAUGCAGAUUCAUGCUGUUAAUUGUGCAAGAAAGACUCAUGAUAGCUUGGAAAAGUUCACAUCUAAAGCUCUUGCUUUUACCCUCAAAAAGGAGUUUGAUGAAGUGUAUGGACCAGCAUGGCACUGUAUAGUAGGGACAAGUUUUGGUUCAUUUGUAACACAUUCUGUUGGUGGUUUCAUGUAUUUUUCUAUGGAUCACAAGCUACAUGUACUCCUCUUCAAGACUACUGUACAAAAAGCAGAAUCUAGUUGAAAAAUCUUGAGCUGAAAUUCAUUUCUAGAACAGAACAAAAAGUUUUGGUAAAAAUGUGAUGUCUACAAUGUAUUUUUUUUGUAUGUACAUUGGAUUUACUAAGAAGAAUAUGGUUGUUUUGUACCCA
Molecule: messenger RNA, 1212 nt
Organism: Capsicum annuum
Lineage: Eukaryota; Viridiplantae; Streptophyta; Magnoliopsida; Solanales; Solanaceae
Exons: 2
Coding region: 144-1085 (313 amino acids)
Biological process (GO): microtubule-based process
Cellular component (GO): dynein complex
Molecular function (GO): dynein intermediate chain binding; dynein light intermediate chain binding
Source: RefSeq, a predicted model, not a curated record